AUGUCUUCCGAAGACUGUUCGCGCAACGAGAGCUAUGACUUUGCUCGCUAUGCAGUUAUCGUCUACAUUGGCACUCCGAUAGCGUUGGCCGGUGUUGUCUGCAACUGCAUCCUUCUGCGACUGUUCUCAAAAUGCCGAUCUAGGAGAUCGCCAACGCUCUAUUUGCUGGUGCUCGCAAUAUUUGAUCUUCUCAUGGAUUUGCUGUACAUACCGUUUUUCACGGUGGAUGCUCUUGCAAUCUACCAUCAGAACGAAUUUCUUUACCAUACGUGGCAUGUAUACGCGAUGUUGGUCUUUGGUACAAGUCGAAUGGAUUCCUUAUACCAUGUUGACUGGAUUCCAUCCGAAUCGCUUAUACGAUUCGCCAUUCAAUUUUCUGUUCCACCACAGGGACUGCCUUAA
This is a messenger RNA of Haemonchus placei, 402 nucleotides long. The record is from the annotation of a GenBank genome assembly. Lineage: Eukaryota; Metazoa; Nematoda; Chromadorea; Rhabditida; Trichostrongylidae.